Molecule: messenger RNA, 3944 nt
Organism: Condylura cristata (star-nosed mole)
Lineage: Eukaryota; Metazoa; Chordata; Mammalia; Eulipotyphla; Talpidae
Gene: MDGA2
Product: MAM domain containing glycosylphosphatidylinositol anchor 2
Exons: 17
Coding region: 549-3626 (1025 amino acids)
Biological process (GO): homophilic cell-cell adhesion; nervous system development
Cellular component (GO): plasma membrane
Molecular function (GO): protein binding
Source: RefSeq, a predicted model, not a curated record
ACUCCUCCUCUUCCUCCUCCUCCUCUUCCUCCUCUCCCCGCUCGGCGAUGCGAGCCUGUAUCUUGUAACAGGAUUGGCGUUGCAAUGGCAACUGAUGGAAUGGGGGAAGGCAAGACAGCAGGGCUGGGGGCUCCGGACUGCGGGCGGGCGGGCCGCUGCCGCCGCUUGACGCUCCUCCGGGGACCUUCGCGAGUUACUUUGUAAAGGCGAACCCAGGCGAGGAAGCCCCCGCUCGGCGCCCCGAGUCCGAGGCCACUUCCUGCUCCGGGGCUGCUCGCGCCAGGCUCGCACCGCUCGGCACCCCCGACCCCUCGCCCGCGCCCGCCGCCAGCCCAGCGCGCCGCCGCCGCUGCGGAGACUCGAGCCCGCUACCCUGAAGAACACUUCGCCUCCCGGCUCCCCUCCCUUCACGCCCCCUGCUCCUUCCCGGCGUCUGCGGUCUCCCCGGGCGCCCGAUGUGAGUGUGGCGCGUGUGCGAGUGUGUGUCCGGGUAUUGUGUUGUGAAAGUGUGUGUGUCAGGAUAGCGUGUUGUGGAAGUGUGUGUGUGUAUGAGUGUGGGGUGUGCGGAGCUCCUGCGCUCGGCUCGCAGCCGCCGCGGGGAAAGGACGGACGGACGACGCUUCCUUCUUCGGCGAGCGGUUCCCGGGGACCGCGGCUCGGCCCGGGUACGAGUGGAGCGCGCCCGCCUGGCCGCCGGCCUCUGGAAGGUCCCGCUGAGUCCCCCCUGGGCUGGAUAUGUUCAUGUUCACGUGAAGAUGGAUUUAGUGUACGGUCUCGUGUGGCUGCUGACAGUCCUCCUGGAGGGGAUCUCUGGCCAAGGAGUGUACGCUCCCCCUACUGUUCGUAUUGUGCACUCCGGCUUGGCCUGUAACAUUGAGGAGGAGCGCUACUCUGAAAGGGUCUACACUAUAAGGGAAGGAGAAACCCUAGAACUGACCUGUCUGGUCACAGGACAUCCACGUCCACAGAUCAGGUGGACCAAAACAGCAGGAAGUGCCUCUGACAGAUUCCAAGACUCAAGUGUCUUCAAUGAAACUUUGAGGAUUACAAAUAUUCAACGACACCAAGGAGGCCGUUAUUACUGUAAAGCAGAGAAUGGCUUGGGGUCACCAGCGAUAAAGUCGAUCCGAGUGGAUGUGUACUAUUUGGAUGAUCCAGUAGUAACUGUUCAUCAAAGUAUAGGUGAAGCUAAAGAACAAUUUUAUUAUGAGAGAACAGUUUUCCUCCGGUGCGUUGCUAAUUCCAACCCACCUGUUCGGUACAGUUGGAGACGUGGCCAGGAGGUGUUACUACAAGGCUCUGAUAAAGGAGUUGAGAUUUAUGAACCCUUCUUUACACAGGGUGAAACAAAAAUCUUAAAACUAAAGAACCUUCGACCUCAGGACUAUGCUAACUAUAGCUGCAUUGCUUCAGUGAGAAAUGUAUGUAAUAUUCCAGAUAAGAUGGUAUCAUUUAGACUUUCCAAUAAAACAGCAUCUCCGUCAAUUAAACUCUUGGUGGAUGAUCCUAUAGUUGUAAAUCCUGGAGAGGCCAUAACAUUAGUGUGUGUUACAACAGGAGGGGAGCCUGCACCCUCUCUUACCUGGGUCAGGUCCUUUGGGACUCUCCCGGAAAAGACUGUAUUGAAUGGAGGGACAUUGACCAUACCUGCCAUCACUUCUGAAGAUGCUGGUACUUAUAGUUGCAUUGCCAAUAAUAAUGUGGGUAACCCUGCUAAAAAGUCUACCAACAUCAUUGUAAGAGCAUUAAAAAAAGGACGAUUUUGGAUCACACCAGAUCCUUAUCACAAAGAUGACAACAUCCAGAUCGGGCGUGAGGUGAAAAUAUCUUGCCAAGUAGAAGCUGUUCCUUCUGAGGAGCUAACAUUUAGUUGGUUUAAAAAUGGUCGUCCCUUAAGAAGUUCUGAGAGGAUGGUUAUAACACAGACUGAUCCAGACAUCUCCCCAGGAACGACCAAUUUGGACAUCAUUGAUUUAAAAUUCACGGAUUUUGGGACAUACACAUGCGUAGCAUCUCUGAAGGGAGGAGGAAUAUCUGAUAUCAGUAUUGAUGUUAACAUAUCCAGCAGCACAGUUCCACCCAAUCUGACUGUUCCACAGGAAAAAUCACCUUUGGUCACCAGAGAAGGAGACACAAUAGAACUGCAGUGUCAAGUAACUGGAAAACCUAAGCCCAUCAUUCUUUGGUCAAGAGCGGAUAAAGAAGUCGCUAUGCCUGAUGGGUCAAUGCAAAUGGAGAGUUAUGAUGGAACACUGAGGAUUGUGAACGUAACUAGGGAAAUGUCAGGAAUGUACAGAUGUCAGACGAGCCAGUACAAUGGAUUUAAUGUGAAGCCAAGGGAGGCCUUGGUGCAACUCAUCGUGCAGUAUCCCCCUGCUGUGGAACCAGCAUUCCUGGAGAUUCGGCAAGGGCAAGAGCGAAGUGUCACAAUGAGCUGCCGCGUGCUGAGAGCAUAUCCCAUUCGGGUGCUGACCUAUGAGUGGCGCUUGGGCAACAAACUGUUACGAACUGGUCAGUUUGAUUCCCAAGAGUACACAGAGUACCCCGUGAAGAGUCUUUCCAAUGAAAACUAUGGGGUUUAUAAUUGUAGCAUCAUAAAUGAAGCUGGAGCAGGACGUUGCAGCUUUCUUGUUACAGGAAAGGCCUAUGCUCCAGAAUUCUAUUAUGAUACAUACAAUCCUGUAUGGCAGAACAGGCACCGUGUUUAUUCCUACAGUCUACAGUGGACACAAAUGAAUCCUGACGCAGUAGAUAGGAUUGUUGCCUACCGAUUGGGUAUUAGACAGGCUGGACAGCAACGUUGGUGGGAACAGGAGAUUAAAAUAAAUGGAAAUAUCCAAAAGGGAGAAUUAAUUACCUAUAACUUGACUGAGCUAAUCAAACCCGAAGCUUAUGAAGUCCGCCUAACUCCCCUCACCAAAUUUGGUGAAGGAGAUUCAACAAUUCGAGUCAUCAAAUACAGUGCUCCUGUUAAUCCUCAUUUGAGAGAGUUUCACUGUGGAUUUGAAGAUGGUAAUAUUUGUUUGUUCACCCAAGAUGAUACAGAUAAUUUUGACUGGACAAAGCAAAGUACUGCAACAAGGAAUACAAAAUAUACUCCAAACACAGGACCAAAUGCUGAUCGUAGUGGCUCCAAAGAAGGUUUUUAUAUGUAUAUUGAGACAUCUCGACCAAGAUUGGAAGGUGAAAAGGCUCGACUUCUCAGCCCUGUUUUCAGCAUUGCUCCAAAAAACCCUUAUGGACCCACCAACACUGCAUAUUGUUUCAGUUUCUUUUACCACAUGUAUGGACAACAUAUAGGUGUUUUAAAUGUUUAUCUACGCUUGAAAGGGCAGACAACAAUUGAGAACCCACUGUGGUCAUCAAGUGGAAAUAAAGGACAAAGAUGGAAUGAGGCUCAUGUUAAUAUAUAUCCAAUUACUUCAUUUCAGCUCAUUUUUGAAGGUAUCCGAGGUCCUGGAAUAGAAGGUGACAUUGCCAUUGAUGAUGUAUCAAUUGCAGAGGGAGAAUGUGCAAAACAAGAUUUAACGACCAAGAAUUCUGUCGAUGGUGCUGUUGGAAUUUUAGUACAUAUAUGGCUUUUUCCAGUUAUCGUCCUCAUCUCUAUCUUAAGUCCUCGAAGGUGACCUUAUCCUGGCAGAGGCUAUAAAAGAUUCACCAGGCACUGGCAUGAAGAAAGAGUCUUUGUAAAUGGACAUUGAAAAAACAAACUACCAAAGAUUCCUCCACUGACUACUGACUCAAAAAUAAAAUAAUAAAAACACAUUUUUUUAAGCACUGGGGAUAAAAAGACAUCAUGGAAGUAUAACUUAUUCCAAACUACAUAUAAAAGAUAGUCUUGACCUGAAAGAGAAGAGACCUUCAGGUGCUUUUGUGGCUAAAAAGAUUACAGCAUCAUCUGGUCAUCUGGUUGAACUCUGGAAAAAAAAAAAAAAAGAGCUAUA